Molecule: messenger RNA, 1785 nt
Organism: Empidonax traillii (willow flycatcher)
Lineage: Eukaryota; Metazoa; Chordata; Aves; Passeriformes; Tyrannidae
Product: protocadherin gamma-A10-like
Exons: 3
Coding region: 16-1785 (589 amino acids)
Biological process (GO): homophilic cell-cell adhesion
Cellular component (GO): plasma membrane
Molecular function (GO): calcium ion binding
Source: RefSeq, a predicted model, not a curated record
GGUGCGGCGGCGGCGAUGUGCUCUGCGGGGAGGCGCUGGGGCCGGCAGCAGCGAGUCCUGCUCUGGGGCGUCCUGCUGGCGGCCUGGGAGGCGGCGUGGGGGCAGCUGCACUACUCGGUGCCCGAGGAGAUGCCCAAGGGCUCGUUCGUGGGCGAUGUGGCCAAAGACCUGGGGCUGCAGCUACCACCGCUCCCAGACCGUGGUGUCCGAGUUGUCUCUGAAGACAGGACGCAGUAUUUUGCUCUGCACGGGAAGACGGGACAUUUAGUGACGGCCGAGAGGAUCGACAGAGAGCAGCUGUGCCGGCUGGUGGAGAAAUGCGUGCUGCGCUGUGAGCUGAUAGUGGAGGGGGAAAUGAAGUUUUACGAAAUCGAAGUAGAAGUCACGGACAUCAAUGACAACGCGCCCAGCUUCCACGAACCAGAAAUAGAACUUAGAACUAGCGAGACGACGGCUCCGGGGUCGCGGUUUCCCCUGGCCGAGGCUCAUGACCCGGAUUCGGGACAGAAUUCCCUGCAGAGCUACGAGCUGAGCGGCGACGAGCACUUCUCGCUGGCCGUGCAGACGGGCCCCGGCGGGGAUCAGCGUCCCGAGCUGGUGCUGGCGAAGGCACUGGACCGGGAGGAGGCGGCGUUCCACGAGCUGGUGCUGAGGGCGAUGGACGGCGGCGAUCCGGCCCGGACGGGCACGGCGCGGAUCCGCGUGACGGUGGUGGACGCGAACGACAACGCGCCCGUGUUCAGCCAGGCGGAGUACACGGUGCGUGUGCCGGAGGACGUGCCCGUGGGCUCCACCCUCGUCACCGUCACGGCCACCGACACUGAUGAGGGUCUGUACGGCUACCUGAAAUACUCGUUGAAAAAACUGUCGGACAUGGCAUCGGGUAUUUUCCAUCUGAACACUGAGACUGGAGAGAUCACGCUAAUGAGAAGCCUGGACUUCGAGGAAGGCGACUACUACGAACUUGAAGUGCAGGUGCAUGACGGUGGAGGCCUUUUCGACACAGCCAAAGUCACGAUUGCAGUUACAGAUGUCAAUGAUAACGCACCUGAGAUUUCCGUGCGGUCGGCACUAAAUGAGAUCUCAGAGGACUCCCCGACGGGGACUGUUGUUGCCCUGCUGCACGUGCAGGACCGAGACUCGGGGGCCAACGGCGAGGUGCGCUGCUCCCUUGACGGGGAUGUCCCUUUCCACCUGGAGAACUCGCAGGGCAGCCACUACCGCGUGGUGACAGCGAGAGAGCUGGACCGGGAGCAGCAGUCGGAGUACAACGUGACGGUGCGGGCGUCCGACAGCGGGUGGCCGGCGCUGCAGAGCAGCAGGGUGCUGGCGCUGCGGGUGCUGGACGUGAACGACAACGCGCCGGUGUUCUCGCAGGAGCGCUACAGCGCGCGUCUGCGGGAGAACAACGCGGCGGGCGCGCUGGUGCUGGUGGUGCGGGCGACGGACGCCGACUGGGGUGGGAACGCGCGCGUGCGGCGCUGGCGCCGCUCGCAGCAGCAGCAGCAGCUGCUGGCCACGGCCGGCGCCGCCUUGCGGGGCGUGCCUGCCACGCACUUCGUGGGCAUCGACGGCGUCCGCGCCUUCCUGCACUCCUACUCGCACGACGUGUCUCUCACGGCCGACUCGCGCAAGAGCCACCUGCGCUUCUCGGCCGCCAGCUGCUGCGACACCCUCCCGGCCCGCCCGCCACCCGACGAGCCCGCGCCACUGCUCGGAGAGGAGGAACCUGCCGGUGACCGUCCCACCGACCCGGCCCCUCCCCCGGUGGAGUCCAAGAACUGA